Messenger RNA from Ziziphus jujuba (common jujube), 2397 nucleotides. Its product is annotated as putative disease resistance protein RGA4. Gene Ontology annotation, molecular function: protein binding. The transcript has a single exon. Lineage: Eukaryota; Viridiplantae; Streptophyta; Magnoliopsida; Rosales; Rhamnaceae. The record is from RefSeq and is a predicted model, not a curated record. Bases 1 to 2397 code for a protein of 798 amino acids.
AUGGAAGAUAUUUUGCCAACACUUAAGUUGAGUUAUGAUCAUCUUCCGUCGCAUUUGAAACAUUGUUUUGCAUAUUGUAGAUUAUUUCCUAAAGAUUAUGUGAUGGACGUGCAAACAUUAACAAAUUUAUGGGUGGCACAAGAUUUUAUCAAGGCCUCAGAGCCAAAUCAAUGUCUAGAAGAGGCGGGUUAUGACUGUUUUAAGGAAUUACUUUGGAGAUAUUUCUUUCAAGUUGUUAAAAAAGAUGAAUGGGGCAACAUAGCAACAUGCAAAAUGCAUGAUCUCAUGCAUGACCUAGCAAUAUUUGUGGCUGGAACAAAGUGUGCCACAUUAAAUGGAAAUGAUAGAAACAUUAACAAAAAGACUCGUCAUGUUUCAUUCGACUGCAACUCGAAUUCACAUAUGUUUGGAGAAAUGCUACCUUCACUAAUUGAAGCUAAAAAGAUUCGGUCGGCGAUUAUAGUCUGCAAUGACAAUUUCACUCACCGGGGAGUUAUAAUAGGAACAUUUCGAACGGCUCAAUAUUCACUUUGUGAUGCAAUUGGCUCAAAUUUGAAGCUGCUUCGCACUUUAAAUUUGCAAAAUUUGAAUAUGAGAGAAGUGCCUAAAUCCAUUGGAAAGUUGAAGCAUUUGAGAUAUCUUGAUCUUUCUGAAAACUGGUUUGAGGCACUACCGAAUAGUAUCACCAAAUUGCAUAAUUUGCAAACACUGAAGCUCAACUCUUGCAAACAGCUUGGAAUGUUGCCUAAAAACAUUAAUAAACUAGUCAACCUCCGGAAUCUUGAUAUUAACAGUUGCACUGGAUUGAAAUGUAUGCCACAUGGGUUAGGUCAAUUGACGAGUCUGCGGAUAUUAUCAAAGUUUGUAUUGUGUUUGGAUAUUGACUAUGGCCAUAAAGGUGGUGAGCUUGAUGAAUUAGAGACUCUAAACAAUUUGAGAGGGCAUUUGACAAUUGAAAAUUUGAAACAUGGGGAAGAUGCUAUCCAACAAUCCAAGGCUGCAAAGCUGAAAGAAAAACAAUAUCUUCAAUCCUUAGAACUGUCAUGGUGUGGUAUUGUGGAUGUUCAUUCAAUUGAGGCAGGGCAUCAUGAACUGCAAGUGGAAGGUCUCCAACCACAUCCAAAUCUUAAAUCAUUGUCUUUGAGUAGCUACAACGGCAUCAAGUUCCCAAGUUGGGUUAUGUCACUAACAAAUCUGGUCAGAUUUGUGUUAGUUUCAUGCUCUAAGUGCCAACAUCUACCUCCCCUGCAUCAACUUCCUUCUCUUAAGCAAUUGAGACUAGAAAGGUUGCACAGUCUUGAGUUUAUUUCAAACAACAGUGCAGGUGGUGACAUGUCAUGCUCCUCAUCAACACCAGCACCGCUAUUCUUUCCAUCCCUAGAGGUUCUGAUGUUGAAUGACUUGCCUAAUUUAAAGGGAUGGUGGAAGGAUGGUGAUCCUUUUGACAUAUUGCCCACAUUUCCUUAUAGUCUUUCCAUGAUAGCUAUAUGGAAAUGUCCAAAGUUGACAUGCAUGCCACUUUUCCCAUAUGUAAGCAAAUCCAUAAACUUGCAGAAUAGCAGUUGGAAACCAUUCCAACAGACAAUCCUCAGUGGUGCAGGACCAUUACCGACUUCAGCAACAAAUAUUAUUGAACCCUCAUCAUCAGCAGCAGCAAUUUCGUUGUCGUCCUUCUCUUCUCUGUCCCAAUUGACGACUUUGAUUAGUAGUUGGAUACCAUUCCAACUGACAAUCUUCAGUGGUGCAACAACAUUACCAACUUCAGCAACACAUACAGAAGCGUCAUGGCCAUCAACUUCUUCGUUGUCAUUCACUCCUCUCUCCCAAUUGACAAGUCUUAUUAUCAUUAACAUUGAGGAUCUAAAAUUCUUACCAGAUUACCUGAAAAGCCUCACAUCCCUCAAGACUUUGCAUAUUUCUCACUGUGAAGAAUUGAAGUCUCUAUCUCCAGGUAUUCAAAAUCUCACCUCACUUCAGGAUCUAGAGAUUGAAUCAUGCGAGAAGCUCAACAUGUCCGAUGGUGCCGAGGCAAACACUAUGUGGGAACCUCUUCAAAGCCUCCUGUUUCUGAAAUUGAAGGGGCUUCCAAAACUGGUGGAUCUCCCGGAGGGCCUUCAACACCUUACCAGCCUGCAGUUAUUGGAGAUUGAUCGGUGUAGCAAUUUAGUAUCUCUUCGUGGGUGGAUCAAGAGGUUAAAAUCACUUAGAGGCCUCCAAAUAUCCCAGUGUCCGAAAAUGGCCUCACUGCCUGAAGAAAUAAAAAGUCUGAGCUCUCUACAGACACUAUGGAUUCUAGGAUGUAGUACCUUAGGACCAAGGUGUCUAAGGGAUACAGGUGAGGAUUGGCCUAAGAUUGCACAGAUCCCACAGUUGAAAGUUGCAGAUUGUAUCUACUAG